Messenger RNA from Torulaspora globosa, 1440 nucleotides. RefSeq names its product translocon subunit SEC61 (gene SEC61). The record is from RefSeq and is a predicted model, not a curated record. Gene Ontology annotation, cellular component: Sec61 translocon complex; membrane. The coding region runs from base 1 to 1440 and encodes 479 amino acids. Lineage: Eukaryota; Fungi; Ascomycota; Saccharomycetes; Saccharomycetales; Saccharomycetaceae. Gene Ontology annotation, biological process: post-translational protein targeting to membrane, translocation; SRP-dependent cotranslational protein targeting to membrane, translocation. Gene Ontology annotation, molecular function: ribosome binding; transmembrane protein transporter activity; signal sequence receptor activity. The transcript has a single exon.
AUGUCUGGUCGCUUACUUGAUUUGUUUAAGCCGUUCGAGGCUUUCCUUCCUGAAGUGAUUGCGCCGCAGAGGAAGGUUCCGUACAACCAGAAAUUGAUAUGGACUGGUGUAUCUCUGCUUAUCUUCCUGGUGUUGGGCCAAAUGCCAUUGUAUGGUAUUGUCUCGAGUGAGACGUCAGAUCCAUUGUAUUGGCUACGUGCGAUGUUGGCAUCUAAUCGUGGUACUUUGAUGGAAUUGGGUGUUUCGCCGAUUAUCACUUCCUCCAUGAUCUUCCAGUUCUUGCAAGGAACUCAGUUGUUGCAGGUUGACAUGCAGAACAAGCAUGACCGUGAGCUGUUCCAAAUCGCCCAAAAGGUUUGUGCGAUUGUGUUGACGUUUGGCCAGGCUGUUGUUGUCGUGCUGUCUGGUAACUACGGAAGACCAGGUGACCUCGGGAUCGCUAUCUCUUUGCUGUUGAUCUUUCAGCUGAUGUUUGCUUCGUUCAUUGUUCUGUUGCUAGAUGAGCUGUUGUCAAAGGGCUACGGGUUGGGCUCUGGUAUUUCUCUGUUUACCGCUACAAAUAUCGCAGAGCAGAUCUUCUGGAAGGCAUUGGCGCCAACUACAGUCAACUCUGGCCGUGGUAAGGAAUUUGAAGGCGCCAUGAUUGCGUUCUUUCAUUUGCUUGCGGUCAGAAAAGAUAAAAAAAGAGCUCUGGUGGAGGCAUUUUACAGGGCUAACCUGCCAAAUAUGUUUCAGGUUUUGGCUACAGUUGUUGUCUUUCUGUUCGUGCUGUAUUUGCAAGGUUUUCGUUAUGAGUUGCCAAUCAGAUCGACCAAGGUCAGAGGUCAAGUUGGCACGUAUCCAAUCAAGCUAUUCUACACGUCUAACACGCCUAUCAUGCUGCAGGCUGCGUUGACGUCCAACAUCUUUCUAAUUUCGCAGAUCUUGUUCCAAAGGUUCCCAUCAAACCCUCUAGUUCGUCUCAUUGGCGUUUGGGGCGUUAAACCAGGUCAACAAGGUCCACAACAAGCCUUGAGCGGGUUGGCUUAUUACAUCCAACCUCCAACCUCCUUGAAAGAGAUUCCUUUGGAUCCAAUCAAAACUGUCAUUUAUGUUGCUUUUGUGCUGGUAGUCUGUGCAGUAUUUUCAAAGACCUGGAUCGAAGUCUCUGGUACUUCUCCUCGUGAUAUUGCCAAGCAAUUCAGAGAGCAGGGCAUGGUCAUCAACGGCAAGAGGGAGACGAGUGUUUACAGGGAGUUGAAGAAGAUCAUUCCUACUGCAGCUGCCUUUGGUGGUGCCACCAUCGGUGCUUUAUCUGUUUGCUCAGACUUCCUGGGCACUCUGGGCUCGGGAACCUCAAUCUUAAUGGCUACAACCACAAUCUACGGUUACUACGAGAUGGCCGCUAAAGAAGGUGGCUUUUCCAAGAACUUGGUGGCUGGUGUCUCCGAAUUGAUGUAA